CUGCCGAGCAAACAUUUGGGCGAUGUAGGUGUCCUGAGCGGCCAUUCGUCACCGUGGGUGGAAACUCGCGUUCAUAUGCAUGCAGGACGAGAAGUUAGCCGUAGCUGAACCAUGCGCCUGAUGUGCCUGACCCUCGGCAGCGUGAGUAACGGAGGGGAGGAUGUCAGGAAACAGGCUAAUUGCCAGUCGAUCGAGUCUUGGUUGUACAGGCUCAGGAGUCUGGAGGCGAAUUGAAGACAGGAUGCUGGCAGCAAACUUCAGAUCAGUAUUCCCAAAUACCACCACGGGUAACAAAACCCAGGAGUCCUGGCCAAUCAUGGAACCCCAACGGUACACAAAAUUACCCUCUCCUGCACGGCUCCAUACGGCGUCGAUCUCCCCAAAGGACGAGAAUUACCAGAUGGAAAGGGACCGCCAUCCAGAACAAUGCUUGGUUCCUUUCCACUCGGGUGCCUUACCUUAUGGUGAUUUUUUUUUUUCCUUUCCUUUUUUGCCCAUUUGGGUUUUUUCCAAUCAAUCGCCAUUGGUCUGUAAUUUUUUUUUUUCUUUGCUUGGGGCGGCCUUCCUUCCUUUCCUUCCCUUCCACGCCUUUUCCCCGGGCCGAUGUCCUUCAGCUGAUUCUUAACGUCUGAAGUUUUUUUUUUUCUCUUUUCUUCUUUUUUGUUGCCUCUGUUCAGCUUUCUUCAGCUCGUCUAAUAUCUUACCCUCCCCUCCUCAAUCCCGGCCUGGGCAAUUCCGGAGUGGUGCUGAACAUCACCCCAUACCCACUCGUUCCUAUAUCAGCUGCCAGGGAGCUCUCAUCCUUCAGGAUCCUUUGAUAUCGUGUAACCUCCAACCCCUUGGAGUGAGCC
Molecule: messenger RNA, 851 nt
Organism: Aspergillus pseudonomiae
Lineage: Eukaryota; Fungi; Ascomycota; Eurotiomycetes; Eurotiales; Aspergillaceae
Exons: 1
Coding region: 161-625 (154 amino acids)
Source: RefSeq, a predicted model, not a curated record